AUGACUCUUGUCGUCUUGUUCACAUUCUGCAAUGCCGUCUCUCAUGCUUUCAGAUGGGCCACAGUGCCCGGUGCCAUUUACAGCGCCGAUAUCCCGCAGCGACUGCAGGAGGAGCUGGUGGGCAGGAAGGCGGCGGCUCUGCACCGGCAGCAGGCACAAGAGCAGCAGCAGCAACACUAUCAAGGCCAGAAACAACAAAGACUGGGGAGCGAGGGAAAGGCUCAGGCCCUUGCCACAUCCGGCGGUGCUCUAGAUGGCCACUAUCUCAUCGGAGUGGGCAAGGCCGACAUCACGGGGCCUGUUGUCGAGAUCAACAUGAUGGGCUAUGCCAACACCGAACAGGUCGGCAGCGGCGUACGUCAGCGCCUGUAUUCCCGCGCUUUUAUCGUGGGCGACCUUGAUCAGCCUGAUGACAGGUUCAUAUACCUCGUCCUGGAUACACAGGCUGGUGACACUGCCGUUCGAUACGGCAUUCUCCGGGGGCUUGAGGAACUCGGGCCGGAAUAUGCCAUGUAUGGGCACGACAACUUGGCCGUCACGGCGACCCACUCUCACUCCGGACCCGGCGCCUGGCUCAAUUAUCUCUUGCCCCAGAUCACCAGCAAAGGAUUCGACAGACAGAGUUACCAAGCUAUUGUCGACGGCUGCCUCUUGUCCAUCCGUCGCGCACAUGAGAGCUUGGAGCCCGGCACCCUCACCGCUGGCACCACCAAAGUCUUUGGCGCCAACAUCAAUCGAAGCCUCUAUGCCUAUCUCGCCAACCCGGCAGAGGAGAGGGCCAAGUACAACAUCAGCGCGGAAGACGACGGCUCUGUGGAGAAGGAUUUGACUCUGCUCAAGUUCAAUAGAGCAUCUGACGGCAAGAACAUUGGCGUGUUGACAUGGUUCCCUACCCACGGCACAUCCAUGUUGGCAAACAACACCCUCAUCACAGGAGACAACAAGGGCGUGGCUGCAGAUCUUUUUGAGAAGAAGGUUCGCGGAGGCAUCCAAGAGACGGACGACUUUGUUGCCGGCUUUUCUCAGGCUAACAUGGGUGACGCAAGCCCCAACACACUUGGCGGCUGGUGUGACGAUGGCACAGGCGAGCAGUGCGAGUUCAAGUCCAGCUCUUGUCGAAGCACCGGCAGGACUAGGCAGUGUCACGCAAGAGGGCCCUUUUUCAGAGAAAAGGAUGAGGGGGCCGCGUCGUGUUUCGAGAUUGGCAAGAAGCAGUACGAGGCAGCCCUGGCCCUCUACACGUCAAUGGAUUCGCAACCGCCAAACGUAAAGGGGUCAGGCGUCAAGGCAUUUCACCGAUUCCAUGACAUGUCCGACUUCCAAUUCCAGCUGCCCAACGGCUCUACAGUACGGACGUGCUCGGCGGCGCUGGGCUAUUCCUUCGCUGCCGGGACCUGGGACGAACCGGGCCAUUAUGAGAUAACGCAAUCGGGUUCUAACGAUACAAACUCAUCGCCCAAAUGGAGAGUUAUACGAUGGCUUGUCGGAGCUCCAAGCCCUGAGCAGAUGCAGUGUCACGCCCCCAAGCCCAUCCUCCUCAACGUCGGCAAGACGCACAAGCCUUAUCACUGGACGCCAGACAUUGUAGACAUUCAGACAUUUAGAGUUGGUCAAUUCAUUAUUGUCGUCAGCCCUGGAGAGGCGACGACGAUGGCAGGUAGACGGUGGAAAGAGGCUGUUGCAGAGAGCAGCAAGAUUCAAUUGGCAGAGGAGCUGGACGGCAAGGAACCCAUUGUCGUCUUUGGAGGGCCAAGCAACACUUAUACGCAUUAUAUCACGACGGAGCAGGAGUAUGGCAUCCAGCGAUAUGAGGGGGCGUCAACCCUCUAUGGCCCACAUACACUUGCAGCUUACAUAGAUCGGACUAAAGCACUGCUUCCUCUCUUGAAGGAUGAUACCCCUGGUGGAGAUCCCGAUUCCCGCGAAACCGGUCCCUUGCCCCCAGACAACAGUGACCGAUCCUUUGGUUUCAACACGGGCGUCUUGUUUGACGGCACGGCACAAUCUCAACAAUUUGGAGAUGUGAUUGUGGACGUUGACAAGAGCCAGUUUACCCCCGGUGACAAGGUGACGGCAACAUUUGUGGGAGCCAACCCGCGAAAUAACCUGCGAUUGGAGGAGACGUUUGCCGCCGUCGAGUACCGUCGCCCGGGCGAAACAGAGUGGACAAUGGUGCGGGAUGACUCGGACUGGAAGUUGACCUACCAGUGGAAGAGAAGCAGCGUGAUGAUGGGCACCAGCUCGGCAACUAUCUCAUGGGAGAUUGAGGAGUGGACGACGCCUGGCGAAUACAGACUUUGCUACUUUGGCGAUGCCAAGUCCAUUGACGGCGAUAUUACGGCGUUUGAAGGCAGAAGCACGGCGUUUAUGGUCAAUUAG
Molecule: messenger RNA, 2379 nt
Organism: Trichoderma virens Gv29-8
Lineage: Eukaryota; Fungi; Ascomycota; Sordariomycetes; Hypocreales; Hypocreaceae
Exons: 2
Coding region: 1-2379 (792 amino acids)
Biological process (GO): ceramide catabolic process; long-chain fatty acid biosynthetic process; sphingosine biosynthetic process
Cellular component (GO): extracellular region
Molecular function (GO): N-acylsphingosine amidohydrolase activity
Source: RefSeq, a predicted model, not a curated record